AUGACAUCUCACAAGGUGCCCAUCAUUAUAGGUGUCAGUGAAAUUAAGAAUCCCUCUCGGAGAAGAGAAGAUGCCAUUGAGCCGCUGCAGCUCAUGCUCAAUGCGAUCAGGGAGGCAGCCUGUGAUGCUUCCAGCUCUCGUAUGGCUGAGCUUAUUGCCUGUAUUGACAGUGUGAGCGUCGUGGCUAGUUCGACGUGGCCUUACAAAGACCUUCCAGGUUUGGUCUCUGAGGGACUGGGAGUUAAAGCCUCGCAUACAGCUUACAGUAUCUUGGCCGGAAGCUCAUCCGUACAAUUGGUUGAUGACACGGCCCGGAUGAUUGCAAGAGGUCAAACUGAGGUUGGAAUUGUUGUGGGAGGGGAAGCAAUGGCAUCAUUGAAGUCGUUCAUCAAAGAAGACGCGUAUCCGCCACCGUGGACCGAGCCGGAGACCAACGACAUCUACUAUGCCAAUAACACUAACAUGCUCACUGGGAUUGGGCGAGUUCAUCGGGUGGGAGUUCCUAUGCAUGUCUACGCAAUGUAUGAAAACGGAUUGCGAGUCCAGAGGGGCCAGACCCCUCUCGAGAAUCUCCAAGAGUCCUCAUCAUUGUACGGUCAAUAUAGUGAGAUUGCAUCCCAGCAUCCGGUAGCAUGGAGCUUUGGGAAACCAUGUCUCACAGCGAAGGAUAUUGGGACUAUCACUAAGCAGAAUAGGAUGAUCUGUCAUCCCUAUCCGUUAUUGAUGAAUGCUUUUAAUGAUGUGAACAUUGCUGGUGCUUGCAUUUUGACUUCAACGGAGUGUGCUGAGCGAAUGGGAAUAUCGCGGGACAAAUGGAUCUUUCCGCUAGGAGGUGGGAGAGCGGAGGACUCCAUUGACUUCUGGGAUCGCCCCAACUUCUAUUCUAGUCCCGCGAUUGCCACUGCCCUGGAUAUGUGCUUAGAGUCGUCGGGACUGCACAAAGAUGAAAUUGAUAUGUUUGAUUUCUACUCUUGUUUCCCAAUUGUUCCUAAAUUAGCAUGCCGCCAUUUGGGAAUCCCGUAUGACAACCCUCCAAAGCCAAUCACUCUCCUUGGCGGACUCACCUUCUUUGGUGGUGCAGGUGCAAACUAUUCUAUGCACGCCGUCGCGGAGAUGGUCCGUCAGCUACGGAAGCUUCAUGGUAGUUUACAACUUUCACAUGGCCUCAUCCUCGCCAACGGAGGCGUCUUGACAACUGAGAAUGCAAUAUGUUUCUCUACACACCCCCGGAGAUCCAACACUCCCUACCCACAGGAAGAUAAGCCCUCGAUUCAUUCAACUCAUGAGCAUGCGCCCCCGAUGAGUUUUGAUAGGGAAGGGGAGGUUAUAAUCGAGACAUACACGGUUGAGUAUGAUCGAGAAAACCAGCCACGUCUUGGCCAUAUUGUGUGUCGUCUGAAGAAGAAUGGGCAUCGCGUCAUUGCGAAUCACGGUGACAUGGCCACAUUGGAGCAGCUGGCUAGCUGGACCGAGGAACCGAUUGGACGAAGUGGAUUUAUCUGGUCCUCCCCCUCUGUGGCGGGUCAGAAUCUAUUUGGCUUUCGAAGGGGCAAUAGGCUUUAGUAUUGGGACUUGAUCGAGAAGCAAGACGAGUGAUAGGACAUGGUUGACUCAGUCUACUUCGAGAUCAAGAAGUGACGAGAAAUGAGCACUAUCACGCAAAAAAAGACAAGGAAUGCAAUUGGGGUGACAGGGACAGUCUAUUAAAUAACUAGGCGGUAGAUACCAACCCUGAAUGCAGCAAUACUC
Molecule: messenger RNA, 1749 nt
Organism: Aspergillus glaucus CBS 516.65
Lineage: Eukaryota; Fungi; Ascomycota; Eurotiomycetes; Eurotiales; Aspergillaceae
Exons: 8
Coding region: 1-1563 (520 amino acids)
Molecular function (GO): acyltransferase activity
Source: RefSeq, a predicted model, not a curated record